CCCCUCCACAUGCUUCUCUCUCUCUCUCUCUCUCUCUCCAAAUCAGUUCUUGUGGUGUGGCGAGAUGGCGAAGGCCGAACCGAUCGGAUACUUGGUAGGUAUCCUUACCCAACUCAGAUACAUGGUAUCAAUGGCAUUCAGCCGGUUGGGUCUGUUUAAAUCGGCGGAAGAGGCCAUUUAUUCAGGGGAAUUACACGAUCACUCCCCCACUAGCAAUGAAGACAGCAAUUACGUGCUAAUGUGGGAUGGGUCAUCUCCCUCACUAGUCCCUGUUCCAAUCCCCAUCGUAACGGCAUUUAUCAAGAAGAGGCUACCAGUUGUACUAUUCUCCGAUUUCAUAGAGGGCGCAGACAAAUCAAGAAUAAUGCACGAAUUUGAUUUUGAUGGUUUUGAGGUUGAUAGGAAGAUGAGGUGUUCGGUGUGUUGGGAUUGCAUUGAAGGGAGCCACCAGAUCAGGGAGCUAUCAAACUGUUGUCAUGUGUUUCACAGGGAGUGUUUGGAUAGGUGGGUGGAUGAGGGUCAGCUCACUUGCCCUUUGUGCAGAUCUACGCUUCUUCCUCCUAAUACCAGUCCCUGGGUUGUACUCAGGAAUGCUGAUCUCUCUGACACUCCUACUGAACAAGAACAAGAACCAGUACAAGAACAAGAACAAGAACAAGAACGGAUGCAGAGUACUGGAACAACAUAAUUACUUUUCUUCCCUGAUUUGUAGUACUCUCAUUUCCUGAGUGUAAUUAAAUGCCGUUCCCUCUUCUUUUUUGAGAGAUAAUGCCGUUCCCUCUUGGUUUUACUGACUUUUCAGGGCACUUAAGAAUGAAUGUUUAAACAUUCUUCCUGCAUAA
Messenger RNA from Rhododendron vialii, 842 nucleotides. Its product is annotated as E3 ubiquitin-protein ligase RHA1B-like. Bases 65 to 688 code for a protein of 207 amino acids. NCBI's taxonomy places the organism in Eukaryota, Viridiplantae, Streptophyta, Magnoliopsida, Ericales, Ericaceae. The transcript has a single exon. The record is from RefSeq and is a predicted model, not a curated record. Gene Ontology annotation, biological process: protein ubiquitination. Gene Ontology annotation, molecular function: ubiquitin protein ligase activity.